Molecule: messenger RNA, 4733 nt
Organism: Mya arenaria
Lineage: Eukaryota; Metazoa; Mollusca; Bivalvia; Myida; Myidae
Product: protein phosphatase 1B-like
Exons: 6
Coding region: 291-1445 (384 amino acids)
Biological process (GO): protein dephosphorylation; negative regulation of stress-activated MAPK cascade
Cellular component (GO): cytosol; nucleus
Molecular function (GO): manganese ion binding; magnesium ion binding; protein serine/threonine phosphatase activity
Source: RefSeq, a predicted model, not a curated record
UAACCGGAAGUUUUAAACAACAUCCGGGCAUUUUACACAAUUUGAGCAUGCCCACAAACGCUUAGAAAUUGACCUUCAUUAACUUUAAUCAAACUGUUUAAAGUUCUUUUCUAGUAUAAUAUACUCGUAAUGAUUUAACAGAAAACAGUAACUGCUUCCGACCUUUAUUUUGUAUAUAGUCAAUCGUAUUCAUGUCCGUUUUCCGGGGCAUUCGAUGAUUCAUCGCAUGGCGGUGCCAGAAAGUUGAGAAGGAAAGUAAACACAUUUCGGCGAAGAUUCAACAGGUUAAAAUGGGUGCAUUCCUUGACAAGCCAAAGACGGACAAGCAUAAUGAGGGUGGUGUUGGAAACGGGUUGCGCUAUGGGCUUGCAAGCAUGCAGGGAUGGCGGGUAGAAAUGGAGGACGCCCAUGCAGCAGUCAUUGGGCUCCCGAGCCUCAAGGAUUGGUCUUUCUUUGCAGUUUUUGAUGGCCAUGCUGGAGCCAAAGCUUCAGCUGUCUGCUCAGAUCAGCUUAUGAAUCAUAUCAUCUCAAACGGUGACUUUCAGAAAUUUGAUUUGAGCGCUGGAACUGAAACACAACCAUCUCUUGAGGCCAUCAAGUCAGGAAUUAAAGCUGGGUUUUUGAGCAUGGAUGAAAAACUAAGAAGCAUGCCAGAAGUGGUUAGUGGACAGGAUAAAAGUGGUUCAACAGCGGUUGGUGUUAUCAUUUCACCCACACAUAUUUUCUUUGCAAACUGUGGUGAUUCGAGAGCGGUGCUGUGUAGUGCUGGUAAGUGUGCAUUCUCAACCGUAGAUCACAAGCCAGUGAAUCCAAUUGAGAAAGAACGUAUUCAAAAGGCAGGUGGAAGUGUGAUGAUCCAGAGGGUUAAUGGUUCUUUAGCUGUAUCACGAGCCCUUGGUGACUUUGAGUACAAAAAUGUGGAAGGGAUGGGCCCCUGUGAGCAGCUUGUGUCACCCGAGCCUGAAAUAUUUGCCUAUGACAGAGACCCUGCGGACGAAUUUCUUGUGCUAGCUUGUGAUGGUAUAUGGGAUGUCAUGUCUAAUGAAGAACUGUGUGACUUCGUCGGCAAUCGCCUGCAAAUAACGAGCAGCAUGGAAAAUAUUUGUAAUCAAGUGAUUGAUACAUGCUUAUAUAAGGGUAGUCGGGAUAACAUGAGCAUUGUUAUAGUGACUUUCCAAGGAGCACCCAAGCUUUCAGAAGAGGCUAUCAAAAAAGAGGCAGAGUUAGAUGCAAAAAUAGAGGCAAAAAUUAAAGAGACCUUGGAGUCUGAUAGUUCACUGGACACAGAUCUCCCAUACUUGAUGCACGUCCUCAGCGACUUGGAGGGUCUACCCCCAGGCGGGGGACUCAGCUCCAAGAGAGGGACAGUUGAGGCCAUUUUAAAUAAAUUGCGACCACCAAAGCCAGAAGACAAUGACGAGGAUGGUGGUACACCGAUUGAAUGAUGACCAUCAUUACAUCCCUGGUUUGUGUGCAGAGACUGAAUGUUCUAUACCUCUACUGGCGGCUGGGCAGCGAGACUACACAACCGCCCUUACACAUGCUACUACACUCUACACAUACUGAACACACGCCUGGAUUGCGCAAUCCUGCUCAAAGGACUUAUACAGUUAUACUUGUACAAACAUCUGUAAUGUUUUGCUGGUUAAUCAGGGCUUUCACUAGCCUAAGGUCUUUGAGCGCGAAAAUGACUUUUGUAUUAAUAUCAUGAGUAAAUAAGUAUAUCUGAUAUUUUCAGUGAUCAAAAUAAUUAGCGUAUGCCAACAAGCUCAAAGCAAUCCCUGAAGCUUGUAAAAAUAUCUGGACAAUGUUAUAUGGUUAUAUCUAGGCUUGUGGGAUAUAGUCUUAUUAUAUGAGUAUAUAAUUUUCACUUGUUUUUUUCAAGAAAACCUUAUUUUCGAUGACUGUAUUUUUAGUGUGAUAUCAUUUAUUAUUAUUUUUAGUCAAUUUUCAUGAUUUUUUUGAAGUUUUAAAUAAGUCUAUUGAAAGCCCUGUUAAUCUGAAAAACUGACUGAAAAGAUUGAUCAAGGUUGGUAGAAUAAAACAUGUCUUAAAAAUACAUAAUUUUUAUAAUCAGAUUCCUAGAGUCUUUGAUUAUAAUUCAUUCCUAUUGCAAAGCCUGUAAUUAUAUGUAUGGCACAUGAUAAAAUUGCGUCUUUCCUAAAAGUUCAUGAAUAAAUACGAGACGGUAUUGUGCAUAAGUUUCACACAUACAAGGGCAACCAUUAUAAUUGGACCUUAGAGGUUAUUGAAUGACUAUUCUUUGCAAAUGGUAGCAUGCUAGAUUUAUCAAUCAUAAUGUAAUUUACAUUUGUACCUUCAUAACAAUUGCAGAUAUUAACUGUAGGGAUAUCUUAUAGCUUUGCAAUUUUUAAAUACACAAACCUUUUUGUAUGACCAUGUUCUAAUUGUGAAUGGUCAGUCCAUUUCGUAUAGACUAGUUCACUGUGUUUUGUUAUGUUGUCUUAUUAGAUGAGGAAUGCUAGGCUUGCUAGGUCGAAUUUGAAAACAAAGACCUUACAGAAUAUAUGUUAGUGCUAUUUGACCAUAAAGGUUAUUCAAUUUAAACAUACAGACCCCAGGAAGGCAUUUUCUAUUUUGAGUUCAUGUUUUUCUCGGUGUAUUUUGAAAAAUUACCUAUACCCUUGGAAUUUAGUGUAGAUUGUCAUAAAAUCAAGCAAUGUUGAAAAUAUAAUUGGUUCAACAAACUUUACAAUUUAUUUUAUUCAUCAAAGUCAAAGAACAGAAUUUCAAACAUUUUUGUGAAACAUUUCUGAUCUGGGAUUUUUUUUUAACAUCUGGGGAAAAAUCCUAUACUUUAAGGCACUCAGAACUUUUUGAUUAUUUGCUUUAGAAAUCGCUGGGAAAAAAACCUGGGACUUACCCUCAUGGAAAACUCUCAUCGUCAAUCAACAGGACUAUUCUUCUAUAAAGUUAAGUUUGCCUUCAAGGGGAAUGGUGUAGUUGAAUAGCUCUCUUAUAUUGAUAAGUUUCUAAAUAAAAAAAUAUUGAAUGUCUUUAGACUUAAUAAUUACUGCUGCUUUAACCAUUAAAUCUCAAAAUAAUAUUGUUAUUGAUAUGAUAGAUUGAGAAUGUGUGUGUUUGUUACUAAUGGAAAAAACAACAACAAUGAUUAAGUUAUAUCGUAACUUUUUGAAUUUUAGUUAAUCAUGUUUACUAUAGGAUAAAGAUGCAAUGAAUAAUUCAUUUAGGGCAUUGUUUUCAUAUUUUUUGUAUUCCUUUUCAUUUGGUAUUAAACGAAUCAAUAUUAAGAUGUCAUUGUAUUUUGCAAUAUGACAUCAGUCUGCCCUGAAAUAUCUUGAACAUAGGCAUAUCAGCAUUGAAAAUAAUUUCUGAACAAAGGCUUAUCAGCAUUGAAAAUAAUUUCUGAACAGUUGAAAGGCUUAUCAGCAUUGAAAAAUAUUUUCUGAACAGCUGAAGAUAUUAACACUUAACAUCAUCAUUAAUGGUAUGCUUUGCUCGAAGGAGUUUAUAUGCAGUUGUUAAAAUCAUUGUAAAGAAUUAUUCACAAUUUCAAAUCAUGUUCGGGAGAAAUUGAUAUGAAUCCUAACCAGUUUUAUACCUUAUAAUUAUUCAAGUUACAAUGUUGUAUUCUGAUUAUGCAGAUAACAAAAAAAUAGUUAAAAUUCUGUGUUCCUGUAGUAAAAUGUACUACAGUGUAAAUUCUACCAGGUUUUAACUGACAUAUGCGAAAUUGGAGAACAAUAAUUACGUACCAUACUUUGUUUAACAUGAGAAUGUAUUAAGUUCAAUUAAACAUGCUUUUAUUUGUCCAGGGUUAUCAUGUGACUAGUAAAUCUCUCCAUUGAUUUAGCAAUGAUGAAUAUAUAUGAAUUGCCCGCGGUUUGUCGACAUUUUAAUUAGGGUUAUUCCAUUAAUACAUACAACACAUCACAGGAAGGCAUUUUCAGGUCGGAGAUUUACUCUUAAAAACUUCUUGUCUCAAAAACCAAACAGAAACCUCCCCUGUAAAAUUUCUUUAUUUUACCUUCCUUAGAUAGGCUGUAUGUUAAAAUGGAAUAGUGUAAGUCUCAGAUACUUAUUCUGGUCAACUUCUUUAAACCAUUCCAUUAUUUUUCUUUUUAUUCAAAAUUGAAAUAUUCAGAUACAAUCACAGAAAGCACCCAACUGAAUAAUUUAUAGGAAUGUUAACUAAAACGAUGUUAUUUUGUCCAUCUUGUUAAGUUUUUUUUUAUGUUUUGUAUGUAUUAACCAUUCAUUUAGCAUAUGCUCUGAUUUCAAACUUACAUGUAAAUGUUUGCCAUUGUGAGAGAAAGGCAUUGCAGUUUUAUGUGUUUAUAUAUUGUGCUCAUGAGAUCAAUCAGUUCUUAUACCUUUUGUAUGGCAUUGUUCAUUUAGUUCAACCUCUGAUGCAUAUUUAAUAAUUAUGUUGAUAGAAUUUUGUUGUAUGAAAAAUGCAAAACUCUUCGAUAAAAUUCUUUCAAAAAAGAAAGUGUUUUUAUAGAGCAAACAAGAAUAAUUGUUUUGCUUGGAAGCAAUUAUACUAUGUACAUGUUUCAUUGUCAUUGUUUCUUUUCACGAAUGCACCCAAAUCUGUUUUACAUUUAUUCUUGAUUUAGUUUUUGUAUUGUUCAAGUAUACAAGCGCUAAAUUGAACUCUGUUAUAAUAAUAAAUGUGCAUAAAUGAUCUAGCGAGCAUCUGAAUGUUUGUAAGAUAGUUUCAUAUCCAUUAAUAUUAAAUAUUAACUAUU